AUGGAAACUCCAUCGUCCGGCACCACAACCCCGGUCGAUCUGGAGCUCGGCGACGACCAGAUCCGCAAGCGAUUGACAGUCACCUUCCGCAAUCUAAAUGUCCGAGUGACGGCACCAGAUGCUGCUUUGGGAAGCACUUUAUGGUCAGAGGUGGACCCACGACAGGUUGUGGCACUGCUGAAGCGUGGCGACCUCCCAAAGAGGACGAUCCUCAAGGAUGUGGCCGGCCAGGUCAAACCCGGGGAAAUGCUUCUUGUGCUGGGACGCCCAGGCUCCGGAUGCACUUCCCUUCUUCGAGUCCUCUCCAAUGAUCGGGAUAGUUUUGAUGAGAUCACCGGCAAAACCAACUACGGAAGCAUGGAUCAUAAAGCUGCCAAAAAAUUCUACGAUGUUCACUUCCCGACACUUACCGUCAACCGGACAAUGAAAUUUGCCCUUCGAAAUAAGGUUCCCAACGAGCGCCCAGAGCAUCUGAGAAACCGCAAGGACUUCGUGCAGAAGCAUCGUGAUGAGAUCCUGGAGUCACUUGGAAUCGGACACACGAAGAAGAACCUGGUAGGAAACGAGUACAUCCGAGGCGUGUCAGGAGGCGAACGUAAGCGCGUUUCACUUGCUGAGGUCCUGGCUGGGCAAAGUCCAGUCCAAAUGUGGGACAAUCCCACUCGGGGACUGGACUCGAAAUCAGCGGUAGAGUUUGCCCGAAUGCUCAGACGCGAAGCGGAUCGAAACGACAAGACAAUUAUUACCACUACGUACCAAGCCGGCAACGGUAUUUAUGACCAGUUCGACAAAGUUCUUGUUCUGGCUGACGGUCGUGUCACCUACUACGGCCCUCGUAGUGUCGCGAGGAAGUACUUCGAAGACCUUGGAUUCCUCUGCCCCAAGGGUGCCAAUAUCGCGGAUUUCCUUACUUCAGUCACUGUCGUUACUGAGCGCAUAAUCCGACCUGGCUGGGAAGAGAAGGUACCCAAUACACCCGAGGACUUUGAAAUCUGGUAUCAAAACAGCUCAAUCUGCAAAGAUCAAAUGAGCUCUAUCGUGGACCCUGAGAAGCUGAGCUACGAAGCUGAAGAACUUGAGUUGGCAGUAUCCAGCGAGAAGCGCAAACGGCAUAUUCCUCGGAACAGCAGUGUUUAUACAGCGAAUAUCUGGGACCAGAUUGCCGCUUGUGCUCUCCGGCAGUUUCAAGUUAUCUGGGGUGAUAAGCUGUCGCUAUUUGUGAAGGUUGGGUCAGCUUUAAUCCAGGCCCUCGUCUGUGGAAGUUUGUUCUAUAACUUGCCAGAGGAUUCAAGCUCAAUAUUCUUACGCCCUGGUGUUUGCUUUUUCCCGGUGUUAUAUUUCCUCCUUGAGAGUCUGUCUGAGACAACUGCAUCCUUUAUGGGCCGGCCAAUUCUUUCUCGUCAGAAGCGAUUCGGAUUCUACCGCCCUACGGCCUUUGCCAUUGCCAACGCUAUAACAGAUAUCCCAGUUGUGAUGUUCCAGGUAACAUGCUUCGCGCUCAUCCUUUACUUCAUGGCUGCUCUUCAAAUGGACGCAGGAAAGUUUUUCACUUUUUGGAUCAUCAUUAUUGCGCAGACAUUGUGUUUCAUACAACUGUUCCGAUCUGUUGGCGCUGCGUGCAAACAGUUUGGAAACGCAUCCAAAAUAUCCGGCUUGCUGUCCACUGUAUUCUUUGUCUAUGGAGGAUAUCUUAUCCCAUUCCAAAAAAUGCACGUGUGGUUCCGUUGGAUCUUCUACCUCAAUCCGGGAUCAUAUGCAUUCGAAGCACUCAUGGCCAAUGAGUUUGUUGGACGCAAAUUAACUUGCAUAGCGCCCGACUAUCUUCCAUACGGCGCCGGAUACUCCAGCUCAGCGUCUGUCCACCGUGGAUGUUCAGUUCUUGGAAGUGACGAUGAAGGUAUUAUUGAUGGGGCAAAAUACAUUCAGGAGCAAUACAGCUAUUCAGUCCACCACAUCUGGAGGAGCUUUGGUAUUCUCAUUGGACUUUGGAUUUUCUUCAUCUUUCUGACUUCCCUCGGGCUUGAACUCCGGAACAGCCAAAGUGGAUCAUCUGUUCUGCUUUACAAGCGAGGCAGCGAGAAAACUCGUACAAAGCAAGAAGGCGAAAAGCCACAGUAUCCAAAGCCGGCGGACGUUGGCGCACUUCUGGGCUCGGUCAAGCAGUCAACGUUUACAUGGAAAGACCUCGACUACCAUGUACCUUUCCACGGUGAGAAGAAACAGCUUCUGAACAAGGUAUUUGGAUUCGUCCAACCUGGAAACCUGGUUGCCCUUAUGGGGGCUUCUGGAGCCGGAAAAACGACAUUGCUGGAUGUGCUUGCUCAGCGCAAGGAUAGCGGAGAGAUCUAUGGGUCCGUUUUGAUUGAUGGCCACCCUGUUGGAAUCAGCUUCCAGCGAACUACUGGUUACUGCGAACAGAUGGAUGUACAUCUCGAGACAGCCACCGUCAAAGAGGCAUUGGACUUUUCGGCCGUUCUUCGCCAGCCAUCGACGGUUCCACACGAAGAAAAAAUCGCCUAUGUCGAACAUAUCAUCGACCUUUUGGAGUUGCGUAAUAUUAGCCAAGCACUCAUUGGAGUACCUGGAGCUGGACUCAGCAUUGAACAGCGCAAACGCGUGACCCUGGGCGUUGAGCUUGUUGCUAAGCCCGCAUUGUUGUUCUUGGAUGAACCCACCUCCGGUCUUGAUGGGCAAAGUGCGUUCAACAUUGUGCGUUUCCUUCGCAAGUUGGUGGAUGGCGGCCAAGCUGUCUUAUGUACAAUUCAUCAACCAUCUGCGGUUUUAUUCGACGCAUUUGACGGUCUUCUCUUGCUUGCUAAGGGCGGAAAAAUGACAUAUUUCGGAGAAACUGGCAAAGAGUCGACCAAAAUCUUGGACUACUUCGCUCGGAAUGGAGCACCAUGCCCUCCGGAUGCCAACCCAGCAGAGCAUAUCAUUGAUGUUGUUCAAGGAGGUGGUACUACAGAACAAAAGGACUGGGUCGAAAUCUGGAACCAGUCAGCGGAGCGCAAGCAAGCACUCUCCCAACUUGAUGCACUCAACGAAUCCAGCAGAGAUGACUGCGACUAUGUUGAAGAUACCGCUGACUUUGCGACCUCGCACUGGUUCCAAUUCAAGACGGUUUCUAAGCGCCUCAGUAUUCAUAUCUGGCGCUCACCAGAUUACAUGUGGAACAAGAUCUUUCUACAUAUUUUCGCCGCACUCUUCAGUGGAUUCACCUUCUGGAAGAUCGGAAACGGCACCUUCUCCCUUCAACUGAGACUUUUUGCGAUUUUCAACUUCAUUUUCGUCGCCCCAGGCUGUAUCAACCAAAUGCAGCCGUUCUUCUUGCAUAACCGUGAUAUUUUUGAGACCCGAGAGAAAAAGUCCAAAACCUAUCACUGGAGCGCAUUCAUUGGAGCACAGACUCUGACGGAGAUUCCGUACCUUAUCAUUUGCGCCACACUCUACUUCGCAUGUUGGUACUUCACAGCAGGACUUCCGGUGGAGGCCAGUGUUUCGGGACAUGUCUAUCUUCAGAUGAUUUUCUAUGAGCUCCUAUACACGUCAAUUGGCCAGGCAAUUGCGGCAUAUGCACCGAACGAGUAUUUUGCGGCUGUGAUGAACCCCGUCUUGAUCGGCGCUGGCCUGGUCAGUUUCUGCGGUGUGGUGGUUCCUUACUCCCUCAUGCAGCCAUUUUGGCGAUACUGGAUUUACUACCUGGACCCUUUCAACUACUUGGUUGGUGGGCUGUUUGGUGAAGUGAUCUGGGAUGUUAAGGUCAAGUGUGAACCAUCGGAAUUUGUGCAGUUUACCGCACCGUCUGGUCAGACCUGCGGGCAAUACAUGGCCGAUUUCCUCGCCACGCAGAGUGGUUACCUAGCUGAUGGGAACUCGACUGGGACAUGUUCAUUCUGUCCGUAUUCUGAAGGUUCCGAUUACGCGAAGACGUUCAAUCUUCAGGAGAAAUACUAUUCGUGGAGAGAUACGGGUAUCACUGCCCUGUUCUGUAUCUCAUCGUACUCCUUGGUGUUCCUCAUGAUGAAGCUCAGGAGCAAGAAGACGAAGAGCGCCCGUUCCGAAUGA
Penicillium egyptiacum is the source of this 4065-nucleotide messenger RNA. Lineage: Eukaryota; Fungi; Ascomycota; Eurotiomycetes; Eurotiales; Aspergillaceae. The record is from the annotation of a GenBank genome assembly.